Messenger RNA from Sparassis crispa, 414 nucleotides. Its product is annotated as Ubiquitin-conjugating enzyme E2 4. The record is from RefSeq and is a predicted model, not a curated record. Bases 1 to 414 code for a protein of 137 amino acids. Lineage: Eukaryota; Fungi; Basidiomycota; Agaricomycetes; Polyporales; Sparassidaceae. The transcript is spliced from 5 exons.
AUGGCUCUCAAACGCAUCCAGAAGGAACUAAUCGAUAUUCGUCGCGAUCCGCCACCAUCAUGCAGCGCAGGGCCAGCGGGGGAUAAUCUUUUUCACUGGAAAGCCACUUUAAUUGGCCCCAGCGAGACUCCCUACGAAGGCGGGGUCUUCUUCCUAUCAAUAACAUUCCCCUCGAGCUACCCGCUCAAGCCACCCAAGGUCACAUUCGACACGCCCGUCGUGCACCCGAACGUGUUCGAGGGAGGGUCUAUUUGUCUGGACAUUCUGAAAGAGCAGUGGACACCGGCGCUGACGAUCACGAAUGUGCUGUUGUCGAUCUCGUCGUUACUGGCGGAGAAUCAUGAUAGCGAGUCUGCGAGGCAGAUGACGCGGGAACAUGCGAUGCAUAGAGCUGGUGCUCAGCAGCUGGAGUAG